This is a messenger RNA of Cynara cardunculus var. scolymus (artichoke), 2188 nucleotides long. RefSeq names its product outer envelope protein 64, mitochondrial. Bases 118 to 1947 code for a protein of 609 amino acids. Lineage: Eukaryota; Viridiplantae; Streptophyta; Magnoliopsida; Asterales; Asteraceae. The record is from RefSeq and is a predicted model, not a curated record. The transcript has 13 exons. Gene Ontology annotation, molecular function: protein binding.
AAACCCUUCGAAACCCUCUAUUUCAAUCAAAACCGGAAAUCGUCGAAUCUCCGGCGCCGGCAAUACAGAUUCAAACACUAGGCGAUCAGACAUCACCUUCUAAUCUUUAAUCGAUCGAUGUCGCUGAAAUCUGUAAAUCUGGAAAAAUUGAAAAUCAAUGUCUCAAACCCAAAAGUAUUGAUCGUGAUCGGUGUCAGCGUUGCUGGCAUCUUGAUCCUUACAGCAGAGACUCGGAGGCGUCGAUUAAAAGGCAGGCAUACAGUGAAAGAAGAUUAUGGUGCUUUUGUAGAGCGGUUUGAGCUACUUCCGUUUCCUCAGCUGCCUCCUCCCGCCGCCAAACAACUUCUUUCUGGUUUAACUUUUGCAAUCAAUGACGUCUUUGAUGUGAAAGAGUAUGUGAGUGGCUUUGGGAACCCGGAUUGGAAAAGAACCCAUGAGGAAGCUGGGAAGACUGCUAUUGUUGUCACUACUUUGUUGAAGAAUGGGGCUACUUGUGUUGGCAAGACUGUCAUGGACGAGUUAUCAUUUGGGAUAACUGGAGAAAAUUCACAUUACGGGACCCCAACAAACCCAGCAAUGCCAUCUUAUAUUCCCGGUGGACCGUCUGGUGGUUCCGCUGUUGCUGUUGCAGCAGAGCUUGUUGAUUUUGCUAUCGGUACUGAUACAAUCGGGGGAGUGAGAAUUCCAGCUGCAUAUUGUGGCGUACUUGGAUUCCGGCCUUCACAUGGAGUUAUAUCCACUGUUGGGGUUCUCCCAAAUUCACAGAGUUUAGACACUGUUGGAAUAUUUGCUCGUGAUCCUUCUGUAUUGCAUCGUGUUGGACAUGUCCUCCUUCAGUUAAACCCAGUGGAGCCUAGAAGGACAAGACGCAUAAUAGUGGCUGAUGAUUUAUUUCAGCUAUCUAAAGUUCCUCAACAGAAGACUGUAUAUAUUGUUAGCAAAGUAACUGAAAAGUUAUCUGGUUACCAACCACCAAAGCAUAUGAAUAUUGGUCAGUAUAUUUUGUCAAAUGUUCCAAGCCUAAAAUAUUUUCAUGAGCAGACAUCAAACCCGCAGAAGGGAACAAAUACUUUGAAAGCUCUUUCUUCAGCUAUGUUAUUGUUACAGAGAUAUGAAUUCAAAACCAAUCAUGAAGAAUGGAUUAAUACAGUCAAACCCAGGCUAGGAUCUGGUGUGUUUGAUCAAAUUCAUGCAGCAAUUACAGCUCAACAUGAAAAUAUAAAAGCUUACUACAAGGUCAGGACAGAAAUGCGAGCAGCUCUAUGCAGUCUCUUGAAGGAUGAUGGAAUUCUGGUUCUUCCUACGGUUGCUGAUACUCCAUUAAAACUUAAUUCAAAAAAAGCUAUGUUGUCUGAAUUUCAUGAUAGGGCAUUUGCUUUAUUAAGCAUCACUACUAUGUCUGGCUGCUGUCAGGCUACUGUUCCUUUUGGAAAACACGAAGAUUGUCCGGUUGGUGUUUCUUUUAUUGCAUUUCAUGGAUCAGACAAGUUUCUCCUUGAUACUGUAUUGGACAUGUACCAAUCUCUACAAGGACAAGUUAGUGCUAUUACUAGUUUGCCACCAUCGUUAGACUUGAAUGGCAACAUGGAUGCUUCUGAAUUGUUGAAGGAGAAGGGAAAUGCUGCAUACAAGGGAAGACAAUGGAAUAAAGCUGUAAGUUAUUAUACUGAAGCUAUUAAGUUGGAUGAAUCGAAUGCUACUUUCUACUGCAACAGAGCAGCUGCGUACUUAGAAUUAGGAUGCUUUCAGCAAGCUGAGGAGGACUGCAGCAGAGCAAUAUCACUUGAUAAGAAGAAUGUGAAGGCGUACUUGAGACGGGGAACUGCUAGAGAAUCAGUUCUGUACUACAAGGAGGCUCUUCAAGAUUUUAAGCACGCGCUCGUACUAGAACCCCAAAAUAAGGUUGCAAAAGGGGCUGAGAAGAGGCUGCGGAAACUAGUAAGUUAAUAUACUACUUGGGGCGCUUUUGCAUCUGAUAAAUAAUUCCAUUCCGGAAUCUUCUCUUGUGCAACGACAUGGAAGGUCCAUUCAAAGUUAACACCCAACGGAAGCUGCUUGGAAAUACGUUUUGUAAUAUUUAUGAAACUGUAGCUGGUUUUCUGCAGCCAGGGUUUUGUGAAAUUGUGAUAGUGUAAUUGAUUUUGUGGAGAGAAUAUGAUUUUAUUGCCUAGUAUGAGUUGUUCCAUCA